Pistacia vera is the source of this 1735-nucleotide messenger RNA. RefSeq names its product O-acyltransferase WSD1-like. Gene Ontology annotation, cellular component: plasma membrane. The coding region runs from base 226 to 1662 and encodes 478 amino acids. The record is from RefSeq and is a predicted model, not a curated record. Gene Ontology annotation, biological process: triglyceride biosynthetic process. Gene Ontology annotation, molecular function: long-chain-alcohol O-fatty-acyltransferase activity; diacylglycerol O-acyltransferase activity. The transcript is spliced from 7 exons. Lineage: Eukaryota; Viridiplantae; Streptophyta; Magnoliopsida; Sapindales; Anacardiaceae.
UGAUCCACUCUCGUCCUAUCCUGCUUCCGCCAUUGAUUAUUUAAUUAAAAUACAAAUCCCCGGAGUUCUGACAAUCCCAGCUCAUCUGCAUGCAUAUAUGAAUGAAAGAGCUGAAUAAAUACGCCACAAUGAAAGAGAGAGCAACAGAGAGAGAGAGAGAACAAGAAGAUAUCAAGUUUCCAGCUAGGCAUCGAUUAUCGAUAUAGCUUAAUUUCCUUGAAGAAAAUGGUGAGCUACAAGGCUGAAGUACCUUUGAGUCCGGCAGCUCAAUUGUUCCAUGCGCCGAGUUUCAACUGCUACAUCAUCGCGAUUGUUGGGUGCAAAACUAGAGUUAAUCCAAGUGUUAUCAAAGAAGGAUUGAAGAAGACUUUGAUCAAACAUCCUCGUUUCUCCAGCAAGCUGGUCACAGAAGGAAGGAAAAUGAAAUGGAGUCAAACAAUAGUAAAUGUCGAAAACCAUGUUAUUGUUCCGGAUAUAGAUUCAGAAAUGGAAAAUCCUGAACAAUUUGUUGAAGACUACAUCUCCCAUAUAACAACACAACCUCUGGAUCUCUCAAAACCCUUAUGGGAACUUCACAUCCUGAAUGUUAAAACCUCGGAGGCAGAAGCCAUAGGAGUGUUUCGGAUUCACCACUCAAUUGGAGAUGGAGCAUCUCUCAUUUCUCUUCUGCUUGCAUGCACCAGAAAAACCUCUGACCCAGAAGCGCUGCCAAGUGUUCCAGUGCAGAAAAAUGAAGGUUCAGGUGCUCCUGAACGGGGGAUUUGGUGGUUGUUUUUGGCAAUAUGGUCAGGAAUAAUGUUAAUUUGGAAUAGCGUUGUGGAUUUGAUUAUGUUUUCAGCAACAACGUUAUUUUUGGAAGAUACAAGGAAUCCUCUGAAAGGUGGUCCUGGAGAUGAGAAUGCUCCCAAGCUGUUUGUUCACAGAAUAUUGAAUUUGGAUGACAUUAAGCUUGUCAAGAAUGCAAUGAACAUGACCAUCAACGAUGUUAUAUUGGGAGUUACACAAGCUGCUCUCUCGCGGUAUCUCAAUCGGAUCAACUCAGCUGAAACUGAUGGAGAACACAAGUCAAGUAAUCUUCCAAAAAACAUCCGCCUUAGGGCAUCUGUUCUUGUCAACCUCAGACCAACUACGGGUAUCCAGGCAUUGGCUGAUAUGAUGGAGAAGGGAUCCAAGGGCGGGUGGGGAAAUAGGAUCGGAUAUGUUCUUCUUCCCUUCAAAAUAGGUUUGCAAAAUGACCCAUUAGAGUAUGUUCGUGGAGCUAAAGCCACAAUCGAUAGAAAGAAGCUCUCUCUUGAAGCUUUAUGCACAUUUUCAACUGCCAAGUUAGUACUCAAGGCAUUUGGUUACAGGGUGGCUGCUGCUACGGCGGUGAGAGUUCUUUCAAACACUACAAUGGCUUUCUCAAAUGUGGUUGGCCCUUCAGAGGAAAUUAGCUUUUAUGGCCACCCAAUCACUUAUAUUGCUCCAAGUGUUUAUGGACAUCCGCAGGCAUUGACAAUCCAUUUCCAAAGCUAUUUGAAUAAGAUGAUCGUUGUUGUAGCUGUUGACCCAAAUGUGAUUCCGAAUCCUCACCAACUUUGCGAGGAUAUUGAUGAAUCUCUCAAUAUCAUCAAGAAAGCUUUUAUAGAAAGAGAAUUAACUAAUCAUACUGAUGUUGUCUAAUUAGUACUAAUAGAUUUUUGGAUUGAACGUAAUCAGAUCAAGAUUUGUGCCGUAAAUUGUAUUACCAUUAUAU